Clonostachys byssicola is the source of this 417-nucleotide messenger RNA. NCBI's taxonomy places the organism in Eukaryota, Fungi, Ascomycota, Sordariomycetes, Hypocreales, Bionectriaceae. The record is from the annotation of a GenBank genome assembly.
AUGUCAAUCACAGAACUCGACGCUCUCCUCGUCCUCAGCUAUCACGACCAUCAGUCUAAAGCCAUGUUGGCCAAGAUGGCAAGACAGAUGGUCGCGGAAGCUGCUCUGCCGGAUUGGAUGCCGCCGAUGCUACAGGACCUCCUGGUCUGGGAGGCUCUUAAGACCAAGUUUGGUAUGAACUUUAAUCGCAAUCGGCUCGAAAUUUUCUAUUCGUUCGACCCGAAGAACAAGGUGGUGAUACUGAAUCGUGGCGAGGAUGAGAUCGCAGACGAGGUUGCCCACGAAGCGCUUAGAAUGCUCCAUCCUGAGUAUAAGAUGCGCCCCGGGUUGGAUGUUCCUACUGCGAUUGGCGCAGAAGAGGUGCACAUGAUAGCACAGAUGGACAAGGUAGGGGGGCUACCUUCUUCCACGAAAUGA